CCGGGCGCCGUGGGGCCGGGGUUUGCGGGGAUGGGCCCUAAGCGUGUCCUGCUCCCCGUGGUGGCCUUCCUCGGCCUCCUCUUCCUCGCCGGCCUCCGGCUCCCAGAGCUGCAGCUCUCGGCCUGCGUUCGGGGCGGGCGGCCCUGUGGCUGGCUCGGGGGCAGAGGGGAGAUGGCCCCCCCUGAACAGGACGGGAAGCCGCCCCUUCUCGGCUCCCGCCUGCCCCUUCCCAGGCAUGGGACCCUCCCUCCGCCCCGGGCCCCCCGCUGCCCAGGCCAAGGCUUCCAGAUCGGCCACCUCCUGGCGGCCUUCAGGGGCUGCGUGACACCAGAGGGAGAAAUCCUGCUGCAAGAGUAUCUGGCCGGCUGGAAAGAACUAAUCAA
This is a messenger RNA of Chrysemys picta bellii (western painted turtle), 383 nucleotides long. NCBI's taxonomy places the organism in Eukaryota, Metazoa, Chordata, Testudines, Emydidae. The record is from RefSeq and is a predicted model, not a curated record.